Messenger RNA from Rana temporaria (common frog), 582 nucleotides. RefSeq names its product microsomal glutathione S-transferase 2-like. The record is from RefSeq and is a predicted model, not a curated record. The transcript has 5 exons. Gene Ontology annotation, biological process: leukotriene biosynthetic process. Bases 64 to 510 code for a protein of 148 amino acids. Gene Ontology annotation, molecular function: enzyme activator activity; leukotriene-C4 synthase activity; glutathione transferase activity. Gene Ontology annotation, cellular component: nuclear envelope; membrane; endoplasmic reticulum. NCBI's taxonomy places the organism in Eukaryota, Metazoa, Chordata, Amphibia, Anura, Ranidae.
UCAGGAUUUGUUAGCUUACGUAACUCGUUUUGCGUGCACAGAGUCCGAGCCUGACCCUGCUGAAUGAUGGGAGACAAUAUUAUUCUUGUUGCUGUAAUUUCCCUGCUUUCUGCAUGCCAGCAAGGAUACUAUGCCAGACUUGUGGGGAGGUCUAGAAUGAAACACAAGAUCAUGCCUCCAGCAGUCACAGGACCUCCAGAAUUUGAGAGGACAUUCCGUGCGCAGCAAAACUGCAUAGAGUUCUAUCCCAUAUUUCUUGUUCUUCUUUGGACGGCGGGCAUAUACUUUUAUCAAGAAGUGGCUGCAGCCUUAGGAUUGCUGUACAUAUUUGCACGUCACACCUACUUUAAAGGCUACGUAGCAUCUGCUCAGGGCAGGAUCCCAGGAUUUUAUCUCAGCCUGAUCUCAAUAUUCCUGUUACUUCUUGUUGCUAGCCUUGGAAUUACAAACGGCCUUCUUAACAUUUACCUGGAUAUAAAUAUCUUGAAAAAGCUAAAACAUAUUCUGUAAAUACACUUAAACUGUUGUUAUGAAUUGUGUUAAAAAUGAUGUGUACAUAAAAAUGUAAAGUCAUUUUAGUAA